AUGCUCGCUGCGAAAUCUAUUUUCGUCGUUGUGCUGUUCGCUCUGUUCAAUGUCGUCUUUGCCAUCCCUCCAGGAUGUCUUAUCAGCGCCAUCAACACCCAAAAGGACCCAGCUGACCUUAAGACGGUCUGCGCCAACAAGAACGUCCAAAUGGAGAUCCUUCGUCUCUGUCCCGACAACCAGGUCAAGGAAGCCCUAAACUCCUUUUCCACCUCCUGCGCCGAGGCUGGCCAUAAAGUUUCUCUCAUCGACACCAGCUCCAAGCCAACCGGAUCUCAGUCUACCUCCGCUCCAACGGGAAUUACUAGUAGUGGAAGCGGCAGCGGAAGCCUCGACGGCAAGGGCAGCAGCACCACCUCGGGUGGCUCUGGUGCCGCCCCAACCGGUUCUGGUGCUGGAUAUGUACGCAAGGCUGACUCUAUAGCUGUCACAGCUAUCGUCGCGUUUGUGGGAUUUGUCUCUGCAUUGUAA
Molecule: messenger RNA, 471 nt
Organism: Paracoccidioides brasiliensis Pb18
Exons: 3
Coding region: 1-471 (156 amino acids)
Source: RefSeq, a predicted model, not a curated record